Molecule: messenger RNA, 2027 nt
Organism: Capsicum annuum
Lineage: Eukaryota; Viridiplantae; Streptophyta; Magnoliopsida; Solanales; Solanaceae
Product: putative leucine-rich repeat receptor-like serine/threonine-protein kinase At2g14440
Exons: 9
Coding region: 131-1660 (509 amino acids)
Molecular function (GO): protein binding
Source: RefSeq, a predicted model, not a curated record
GAUCCAAUGAAUCUCCGAAGAAUAGAAUAAUGUCCAUCUCUUAAUAAAAUGUCCCAAUGCCUAAAAUUUCCUUUACCAGGAGCAACCAAUUCCUUCUCCCUUAUUCUGCCAAUUAUUUUCCUAAAUAAAAAUGUCCACUUCCAUUUUCCUCCUCUGGCUUGUUAGCAUUCCUCUAACAAUUCAUGCCACCACUAAUCCACAUCCACCCCAAGGUUUCCUCUUAAAUUGUGGUGGUGGGAAACUGGAACAAGAUUCGUUGACAUACCUACCAGAUGAUAAGUUUAUACACACGGGGAAUAAAACGGAGAUAAAACAACAAGGGAUAGUGCCAUUGCUGUCCUCUGUUCGUUAUUUUCCGGAUCUGGUGGAAGAGAAAUUCUGCUAUCAAUUACCAGUGAAUAAAGGGAGGAAAUUGCUGGUGAAAACUAUAUAUUAUUAUGGAGGUUUUGAUGGAGGAACUGUGCCACCAGUAUUUGAUCAAAUCAUUGAUGGUACAAAGUGGAAUAUUGAUACAUCAAAGGAUUAUAAAGAUGGCGGAAGCUCCUAUUAUGAGCUUAUUAUGGUUGCUCAUAAUAAGGUUUUGAGUGUUUGCUUUGCUAGAAAUGAGCAUACAACUUCUGAUCCUUUUAUCUCAGCAAUUGAAGUGUUGUAUCUUGAUGAUUCCCUUUAUAAUACUACUGAUUUUGCCAAGUAUGCACUGGUUACUCUUGCUCGUCAUAGCUUUGGAUCACAUGAUACCAUAAUUUUUCCAGAUGACAAAUUCAAUCGACGUUGGGAUGAAUUUGUAGACAUCAAUCCAGUUGUAACAAGCCAUGUCCCUGUAACUCCAACAACAUUCUGGAAUAUGCCACCAGCUCAGGUUUUUGAAAAUUCAGUGACAGCCAGUAGAGGGAAGUCUCUUGUGGUAAAUUGGCCAAAAUUUAUGCUUCCUAAGACCUAUUACUACAUUGCUUUGUACUUCCAAGAUAACAGAACCCCAAGUCCAUAUAGCUGGAGAGUUUUUGAUGUAUUAGUGAACGGAGUAAUGUUCUUUAAAAAUCUUAAUGUCACAACCAGUGGUGUAACUGUUUAUAGCACAGCUUGGCCUCUUGAAGGGAAUACAACGAUUACAAUGGCUCCUGCUAUUAAUAGCCCUGUAGGUCCAAUUAUCGCAGCUGGUGAACUCUUUCAACUAUUGCCUCUUGCUGGAAUAACUCUUACUAGAGAUGUGGCGGUGAUGGAAGACUUAAGAGAAAGCUUUGACAAAGAACCUCGAGAUUGGCAUGGUGAUCCAUGUCUUCCGACGGACAAGUCAUGGACUGGAGUUGAAUGCUCUUCUGGCACAAACCCACGAAUAACCUCCCUGAAUUUAACCAAUGUUGGAAUUACUGGAUCAUUGCCGCCAAGCAUAUCUAGAUUAACUGCACUCAGUCAUCUGUGGCUUGGAAGCAACAAACUUACAGGUGAAAUACCUGAUUUAAGCUCAUUGCAGAGCUUAGAAACUCUGCACUUGGAGGACAACCAGUUACAAGGACCAAUCCCGGAAUCAUUAGGAAAACUACCUAAACUUCGAGAAGUGUUUCUCCAAAACAACCAUCUCAAAGGGAGUAUUCCAGGAAGCCUAAAAAACAAGAAUGGCAUAAACCUUAAGGUGUCUCCCGGAAAUGAAGUAUCAAGUUAGGAACUGGCGUAAAGAGAGGAUCAAAUGAAGAACUACCGGAACUUGUUACAUACUUCAAGAAGUGCACAGAGAUUUUCGGGACCUUGCACGAGCAACCCAAGUUAAUUAUAAGAUGGAAUGAAGGGAUUCGGAGAAGAGCUUUUAGUCUUGGUGUACUUCGUGUAUAGGAUAAACAUACUCACAUCUAAUACUUGAAAAAAAAAAAAAGUAGCAAAGUAAAGGUGUACUUUUAAAUCAGUCAUGACUAGUAAUCAUUUAAUUACAGAUAGAUGUAACCAUGUUUUCUUUUUUGGAUUCAAAUUACAUGUAUGUAUAAGAAAUUCAGUAUUUAAGGGAAUUUGCCGAAACUACAGAAAAUCUAUACUGU